This is a messenger RNA of Drosophila subobscura, 910 nucleotides long. RefSeq names its product protein brother. The record is from RefSeq and is a predicted model, not a curated record. The transcript is spliced from 2 exons. Gene Ontology annotation, molecular function: sequence-specific DNA binding; transcription coactivator activity. The coding region runs from base 148 to 792 and encodes 214 amino acids. Gene Ontology annotation, cellular component: nucleus; core-binding factor complex. Gene Ontology annotation, biological process: regulation of transcription by RNA polymerase II. NCBI's taxonomy places the organism in Eukaryota, Metazoa, Arthropoda, Insecta, Diptera, Drosophilidae.
CGACUGCAUUCUCAUAAUCUACGUGAUCAUAAAAUUCAUACGCAAGUGGAGGAAUCUGAACCGCCUAACAGACCUGCUGCUCCUGUACAAGUGGAACAUUGGCGGUGUGCUGCUGACCAUCACCUCACAGAGUGCAGUAACCAGAGAAUGCAUCACCAUCAAAAUCUAGGCGAAGCAGCUGCCAUGUCAGGCAUGCUGCCGCCUUAUGAAGCAAUGGCAAUGUACGAACAGCCGAAGCCCCGCUUCAUCUUCAAGAUGCCACGUGUUGUGCCGGAUCAGAAAGCAAAGUACGACAGCGACGAGCUGUUCCGGCGUCUUGGUCGGGAGACUGAGGUUCGUUAUACUGGAUACAGGGAGCGUGCCAUUGACGAGCGGCGCUUGCGAUUUGUCAACGACUGCCGGAAGGGCUAUGCGGAGCUCUCCUUUGUGACAUCGGGCACCAAUGUGCAGCUCUACUUCAAUGCGAGUCACAAUCCCUAUGCCCAGGACCAGGAGUGCGACUUUGAGCGGGAGCGUGGCAAGGUGCAUCUUCGCUCCCAUUUCAUUAUGAACGGAGUUUGUGUGCGCUUCCGCGGCUGGGUGGAUCUGGAUCGACUGGACGGCGUCGCCACAUUGGAGUUUGACGAGGGACGCGCCCAGCAGGAAGAUGCCCAGCUGCGGGAACAGAUCGAGAGCUAUAACCAACGCAUGUCCGCGGCGAAGCGCAUUUAUCCCGUACCGAACACACCCCCCGAGGACCACAUUCGUCGUGGCGGACCCGGAGCCAUGCCGGGUGGACCGAUGGGCUGGUAGAGAUUGGGAUACUAUGUAGAGCGAAAUCGUUGGAUAGCCGAUUUUUAAAAUCACCUUCAUUGCCAGUAGAUUAGGUAGAAAACUGAGUACCAUCUGAAUACACAUAAUUCUCAUGUCA